Cyprinodon tularosa is the source of this 2139-nucleotide messenger RNA. It is a transcript of the gene haao, whose product is annotated as 3-hydroxyanthranilate 3,4-dioxygenase. The transcript is spliced from 10 exons. Gene Ontology annotation, biological process: quinolinate metabolic process; 'de novo' NAD+ biosynthetic process from L-tryptophan. Gene Ontology annotation, molecular function: 3-hydroxyanthranilate 3,4-dioxygenase activity; iron ion binding. The record is from RefSeq and is a predicted model, not a curated record. Gene Ontology annotation, cellular component: cytoplasm. Lineage: Eukaryota; Metazoa; Chordata; Actinopteri; Cyprinodontiformes; Cyprinodontidae. Bases 127 to 990 code for a protein of 287 amino acids.
CUCAUUGGCUAACCCAUUUCUUCCACUUCUGCAUUUUGCACUGUUGAUUUUUCACAUUUAAACCUCUAUAGAGAAAGGCAGUUAAAGUUUUCUGCUACAAAUCCAAGCUUCUUCAUUUAGUAAAAAAUGAGCAGCCUACCUCUUCAGGUCAAUGUGGAGAACUGGAUCACUGAAAACCAAAAUGCUUUCCUGCCUCCGGUUUGCAACAAGCUCAUGCACUUUUCCCAGUUGCUCAUCAUGUUUGUCGGUGGCCCUAAUACAAGGAAGGAUUAUCAUUUAGAGGAAGGAGAGGAGUUAUUUUUCCAGCUAAAGGGUGACAUGUGUCUGAAGGUUAUAGAAAACGGCAAACUCAAGGAUGUACACAUCAAAGAAGGCGAAAUGUUUCUACUUCCAGCUCGAAUCCCUCACUCUCCCCAGAGACAAGCCAACACAGUUGGACUGGUGGUGGAAAGACGACGUCUGCUGACUGAAACUGACUGCCUAAGGUACUAUGUGGACAACACCACAGACAUCCUCUUUGAGAGAUGGUUCUACUGUGAGAAUCUUGGAACACAAUUAGUUCCAAUAAUCAAAGAAUUCAUGGCAUCUAAGCAGGCUAAGACAGGAAGACCUGAUCCGAAUGAGGUCUUCAGAGAGCCUCCAUUCCAGCUGAAUACCAUGAACGUGAUGACACCAUUUUCUUUCAAAGACUGGCUGGAAAAACAAAGGCCAUCCCUGGCUAACGGCGGACCUAUCAAUAUCUUUGGAGCUCAGUUUGAGACGGAGGCAAUGGUGUUUGGACCUGGCCUGACUGAGACCUCCAUCCAGCAAACUGAUGUUUGGAUUUGGCAGCUGGAGGGAUCUUCAAGAGUGACCAUUGCGGAUCAGCCAUUUAAUCUGACUUCAGGAGACAGUUUGCUCAUCCCUGAGCAAAGCCAAUUCCAGUGGCAGAGGAAUGAGGGGACCGUUGCCCUGUUUGUUGUGCAAAAUCCAGAGCGCAAGAGAACCUGAUUUUGAACUAAAUACCUGAAAAUUAAAGUUAAAUACAUAGCAUAAGGAAGAUAGGUAUUAAGUCAACAGUACAUUUUCUAACAUUAUGCUACUAACCUAAAACUCUCACCAGAGGUCAGUAGCAUCUCAACUAAUCCACACAUACAAGGAAAUCCAAACAUAUCAAUGGCUGUUACUUAUUGUUUUCUUUGAAGCCUAUUUCUGAUGGGUUCAGCAAUUUCUCCUUGGCUUCUGCACAGCUCGUCUUUUUUCUUCAGUCAUAAAUUCUGGAUUACAACUCCAGUGCUGGUUGUGAGAUUAAGAUGUUUAAAAAAAAAGUGUGUAAGCAGCGCCAUCAGUAUGUUUUGCAGUGAUUAGGUUCUAAGUGUGUUGUCGGUAAAAAUAUGCAUUUGGCUCCUUUAUUUAGUCCCUGAAAAGAUGAGAACAAGGCGAUAAUGACAGCCCUUCCAGCUCAGGUGCUCGGUCCUGUUCUGACAUGGACAACAAAGUUUUCUAACUAUCUUAAAUUUACACAAAGAGCUGUGAAGGUUUUAAUCGAAACAAAUUACAGACAGUUUUAUCAAGCAGAUAGAUGUUGAAAAAUCCUUGAGUCUAAAGGAGCCUGGGACCUUUCCUAAACAGCCAUAAGAAAUAAAAUAACCCCUCAUGCCCACAUUUUGUAUAAACACACAAAAAUGGGACAACCUGAGCGAUUAACAUGCAUCAUUGGUAAAAUGGAGGAAGAAAAGGACAUAAAUGUUUUACUCCACAAUCUCUAGAGAGCUUUUGCUUGGAGCUAAUACAUUGGUAAUAGGAAUUUGUGCUGAGCAGAGGGACUUUUAAGUUACUUUCCUUGAUACCAUAUUUACAUUUUAAUAUAUUUUCCUUGUGCUAUUUUACUUCAUAAACUUAAAUCUAUUCAGUCACUUAAAAAUUGUGUCAAUUCCACAUAAACAAUCCCAUUAGUUAUACAUUCUAUGAGAAAAAUGCUGAAUUGUUCAAUAAGUUGUGUGUGAUUGAUCACUAUGAAUGAUUACUUGCAUCAAAUAAUGCAAAUUGAGCUUAGUUUAUUUCUUUGGUCAACUUAAACAUUAUUAACAAAACAAGUAUCUAAUUUUGACACUAUAGCUGAGUGCUAAGAAUACAGAAAUAAAAGUGAUGUGACAUGAA